Molecule: messenger RNA, 1067 nt
Organism: Panicum virgatum (switchgrass)
Lineage: Eukaryota; Viridiplantae; Streptophyta; Magnoliopsida; Poales; Poaceae
Product: NADH-ubiquinone oxidoreductase chain 4
Exons: 3
Coding region: 97-1035 (312 amino acids)
Biological process (GO): electron transport coupled proton transport; aerobic respiration; ATP synthesis coupled electron transport
Molecular function (GO): ubiquinone binding; NADH dehydrogenase (ubiquinone) activity
Source: RefSeq, a predicted model, not a curated record
GACUCUACCAUCAUUAUAGGGGUAUGGGGUUCGAGACAAAGAAAGAUCAAGGCUGCAUAUCAGUUUUUCCUAUAUACUUUACUUGGAUCCGUUUUUAUGCUAUUAGCUAUUCUGUUGAUUCUUCUCCAAACAGGAACCACCGAUUUACAAAUUUUAUUAACCACUGAAUUUAGUGAGCGGCGCCAAAUCCUUCUAUGGAUUGCCUUUUUCGCCUCUUUUGCCGUCAAAGUGCCUAUGGUACCAGUUCAUAUUUGGUUACCCGAAGCCCAUGUAGAGGCACCUACGGCUGGAUCCGUCAUCUUGGCAGGAAUUCUUUUAAAAUUGGGAACCUACGGGUUUUUAAGAUUUUCAAUACCCAUGUUUCCCGAAGCGACACUUUGUUUCACUCCUUUCAUUUAUACUCUAAGUGCGAUUGCUAUAAUAUAUACUUCCUUGACCACUUUAAGACAGAUCGAUCUUAAGAAGAUCAUUGCCUACUCCUCAGUAGCCCAUAUGAAUUUGGUGACUAUUGGUAUGUUUAGUCCGAACAUACAGGGAAUUGGAGGUAGCAUUUUACUUAUGUUAAGUCAUGGACUGGUUUCUUCAGCCCUUUUUCUAUGUGUUGGUGUUCUAUAUGACCGACAUAAGACUCGACUUGUUAGAUAUUAUGGAGGUUUAGUGAGCACCAUGCCGAAUUUCUCUACCAUUUUCUUCUUUUUCACUUUAGCCAAUAUGAGUUUACCCGGCACUAGCAGCUUUAUCGGGGAAUUUCUAAUCUUAGUAGGAGCUUUCCAAAGAAAUAGCUUAGUAGCCACAUUAGCAGCGCUUGGGAUGAUUUUAGGCGCGGCGUAUUCCCUUUGGCUAUAUAAUCGUGUGGUUUCUGGAAAUUUAAAACCCGAUUUCCUCUAUAAAUUCUCCGAUCUAAAUGGCAGAGAAGUUUCCAUAUUUCUACCUUUUCUUGUUGGAGUUGUUCGGAUGGGUGUUCACCCCAAAGUGUUCCCGGACUGCAUGCAUACAUCCGUAAGUAACUUAGUGCAACAUGGCAAAUUUCAUUGAGAGGAAUCAGCAAAGAAAAGAAAUCUUCUCCG